UGAUCUGAAAGGUCACAAUAUGGCGUCUACUGAGAUGAAACAAAAUGGCGGCGCAGAAGCCCAAGCACCGGUGGCGGGUAUCUUUCUGGAGAAGAGCGGGGAGAAGAUAAGCAUUUAUCAAGCCAUGAAGAAACGUUUGCUGAGAGCAGGGACGGCUUUAGCUCUGCUCGAAGCACAAGCUGCCACCGGGGGCAUCAUCGACCCUGUAAACAAUCGAGUACUUCCUGUUGUAGAUGCUGUUAGAGAGGGCAUUGUAGGACCAGAGAUGAGGGAGAAACUCCUCACAGCUGAGAAAGCAGUUAGUGGCUAUGAAGACCCCUACACCAAACAACCCAUCUCUGUCUACCAGGCUAUGCAAAAAGAUCUGCUCCCCAGAGAUUAUGGUCUGAGGCUGCUGGAGGCGCAGAUAUCCACCAAGGGUAUCUUUGAUCCUGUGGAGAAGAAAAACGUCUCGGUUGAUGCUGCAAUCCAAAAGGGCCUCUAUGAAAAAGGUUUUCUCAGCAGCCAGAUGUCAGAGCUUAAAGUGUUUUACAAUCCCAGCACGCAGGAAAAUCUCAACUACCAGAACCUCCUGGAGACGUGCACCGUGGAUCAAAACACGGGCUUGGUGCUGCUUCCUGUCUGCAUCGCCUUCAAAGGGCUCCGCAAAGGCAUUUCCUCCAGCGAGCUCUUUGAGUCAAAGAUCAUUGACAAGAAAACCUAUGAUGACCUGCAAAAGGGGAACACCACAACACAGGAUGUGAUGCUGAUGGAAACAGUGAAAGAAUACCUGGAAGGCAAAGGCAGCAUUGCAGGCAUAGCUGUCCUCUCCUCCAAUCAGAGAAUAAGCAUUUAUCAGGCAAUGAAGCAAGGCAUAGUAAUGCCGGGAACGGCCCUGGUCCUUCUGGAAGCUCAAGCUGCUACUGGCUUUGUGAUUGAUCCUGUCAAAAAUAAAAAAUACACUGUGGAAGAAGCUGUCAGACACAAAGUCGUUGGCCCAGAAUAUCACACAAAGCUGCUUUCUGCUGAGCGAGCAGUGACUGGAUACAAGGAUCCCUAUUCUGGAAAUAUCAUAUCCCUAUUUCAGGCCAUGUCCAAAGACCUGAUUGUCAAAGACCAUGGAAUUCGGCUGCUAGAAGCACAAAUUGCCACAGGUGGAAUAAUAGACCCGAUCAACAGCCAUAGGCUUCCCACAGCAGUGGCGUUCAAGAGAGAGUACUUUGAUGAGAAAAUGAAUGCCAUAUUGGAAGAUGCUGGAGAUGACACAAAAGGUUUCUUUGACCCAAACACUGAGGAGAAUCUGACCUAUCUCCAGCUGAUGGAACGGUGUGUCAYUGAUCCUGCCACUGGGCUGUGCCUCCUACCUCUAUAUGAUAAAUCAGGCAGAACAAGCUCUAGCUUCAUUGAUUACCAAACCAAAAUGGCUUUCAAGACAGAGAAGGUCGAAGUGAAAUAUGGGAAAUACAUGGGGAUGACAGUGUCUCUGUGGGAGCUGCUGAUGUCAGAGUACUUUGACGAAGAACAAAGGAAAGACAUAUUUCAGAGAUACAGAGAAGGGAAGUUGAACAUUAAGACAAUCACAACAUUGAUUCUGGAAAUCAUAGAGAAAUCUGUUAAAACAACAAAAGCCACAUUUGAAGGCAUCAGAGAAACCGUUACGGCCAAUCAGCUCUUGGAGGCAGACAUCAUCAGCAAGGAAGUAAUGGAGGACCUGCAGAAAGGAAAGAAGUCUGUAAAGGAUGUCAUAGAGGAUGAAAAUGUAAACAUGUACUUAAAGGGGAAAGACAGCAUUGCUGGUAUUAUACUUCCAGAUUCUCAGAUCAUGACCAUCUACCAAGCAAGACAAAAUAGAAAGCUAAUGCCAGGAACCGCUCUGAUUCUUCUGGAGGCCCAGGCGGCAACAGGGUUUAUUAUUGACCCCAUAGGAAACAGGAAGUUUUCAGUGGAUGAUGCUGUCAAAGCAAGGAUUGUUGGGCCUGAUGUCUGUCAGAAGCUGCGAUCGGCAGAAAAAGCUGUCACUGGGUACAAAGAUCCACAUGACGGAAAGAUAAUUUCUUUGUUCCAAGCAAUGCAAAAGGACCUGAUUGUCAAAGAGCAUGGGAUUCGGCUUCUGGAGGCACAAAUCGCCACUGGUGGGAUCAUUGACCCAGUGAACAGCCAUCGCAUCCCUGUCCAUGUGGCCUACAAGAGGGGGUACUUUAAUGAGGAGAUGAAUCAGAUCCUGAGUGAUCCAUCUGAUGACACCAAAGGAUUCUUUGACCCCAACACCCUUGAGAAUCUGACGUACCUGCAGCUCCUGGCCAGAUGUGUCACAGAUCCCAGUACAAACCUGUGCCUCUUGCCUCUGAAGAGCAAGGGCAGGAAAAUUAACAUAGAUGACAGCAUGAGGGAGAUUUUCCAAAAAACAGUGGUUACUGUCAAGUACGGCAGAUUCAAGGGAAGGCACACAACACUGUGGGACCUGAUCAAUUCAGAAUAUCUAUCAGAAGAAAAACGCCAGGAGUUUUUCAAACUCUUCAAGUCCAGGAAAAUCACGAUUGAGGAACUCACAGUUAUCAUCAUAGAGAUCAUUGAGAGUAAGGAGAUAAAACAACAAGCAGAGCUGAACUUUGAAGGUCUCAGAGGAGCUAUUUCCAUUGUGGACCUUCUGGAACUCAAAAUCGUCGAUGAGAAAGUAUACAACAGUUUGAUUGAUGGAAAAAUGACAAGCGCCGAUGUGAUGAAGAUGGACAGUGUGCGAGCUUACCUGCAAGGAACAAGUUGUGUAGCGGGGUUAAUACUGCAACCAUCCAAUAAGAAAGUAAGCAUCUAUGAGGCACAGAAAAUGGGCAUUCUUACACCCGGAACUGCCCUUUGUCUYCUUGAAGCACAAGCAGCUACAGGAUUCAUCAUAGAUCCUCUGAAGAACAAAAAACUUACAGUGGAAAAAGCUCUAAAAGAGAAUGUGAUUGGUCCACAAAUGUAUGAAAAGCUUCUAUCUGCAGAGAGGGCUGUCACUGGUUACAUAGAUCCUUACUCAGGUCAAAAGAUUUCGUUAUUCCAAGCUCUGAAAAAGGAUCUCAUUGUCAAACAGCAUGGCAUUCGUUUACUCGAGGCCCAACUUGGCACAGGUGGUAUCAUUGAUCCCUUGUUGUGCCUUCACUUGCCUCUAGAGUUUGCAUACAAGAAAGGAUAUUUUGAUGCAGAACUCAAUCAAAUCUUAGAAAACCCAAAUGACGACACAAAGGGCUUUUUUGACCCAAAGACUCAAGAAAACCUGACAUACAUGGAAAUGUUAAACAGAUGUGUGAAAGAUAAGGAAACUGGACUCUUUCUCUUACCACUAAAUGACACACCAAAGGCAACAGCAACAAAGGAAAAAACUUACACUGUAACAGAAAUAAAACAAGAGUUCCAAAAGACAAUGGUAAACGUUAAUGUGGGGCGGUAUGCAGGAAAAUCAAUUUCUCUUUGGGACUUGAUUCACUCUCGUUACUUCACUGAAGAUCAGCAACUAGAGCUCAUUGAAAAAUACAGAACAAAACAUAUCAACAUCCAAACAGUGAUUACGUUGGUGCUUUCCACGAUUGAGAAGCUAGAGAAGAGUGAAAGUCUGAAAGUGAUGGGGCUAAGAAAUUAUGUCUCUGUGCAACAACUACUGGAUUCUGACAUUAUUGAUGCCAACACAUUCAAACAGAUUGAAGUAGGAAAACUCAGCGUUGAUGAAAUGGCCCAAAGUGAACCUGUGAAAAAGUACCUGAAGGGAUCAGGAAGCAUUGCAGGAAUCAAAGUUUAUCCAACCCAGAAAGUAAUGAGCAUAUACCAGGCAAAACAGGAAGAUCUAUUGACUCCUGGCAUUGCGCUAUUACUGCUUGAAGCACAGUCUGCAACAGGAUGGGUCAUUGAUCCUAUCAACAACAAGUUCUUUUCUGUGGAUGAAGCUGCAAAAGAAGACUUAAUUGGACCAGAUAUCCACGAGCAACUUAUUUCAGCUGAGCGUGCUGCUAUUGGCUAUAAAGAUCCAUACACAGAUGCAACAAUAUCCCUGUUUGCAGCCAUGAAAGAAAAACUGAUACAAAAAAAUGAUGGCCUGCGUCUUCUUGAGGCACAGAUGGCAACUGGAGGAAUCAUUGACACAAAUCAAAGUCACAGACUACCAACACAUGUUGCCAUUCAAAGGGGCUAUCUUGAUGAAGAAACUCACAAAAUCUUGGUGAACCCCACUGACGAAGCAAAAGGUUUCUUUGACCCUAAUACCAAUGAAAAUCUGUCCUACCUUCAGCUCAUAGGUCGAUGUGAAAAAGAUCCCAAAACUGGGCUACUUCUCCUACCGCUACAUAAAGAUGAGGGCAAGGUGUUUCACACAGAUGAGCAAGUGGAGUUAGCGUUCAAAAACAAAACAGUUACCAUGAAUAUGGGUAAAUUCAAAAACAAAGAAGUGACAGUGUGGGAGGUGUUGGUCUCUGAAUACAUUUCGAAAGAAAAACGCRACCAGCUCAUUCAACAGUACAAAACAGGAACCAUGAAAAUAGAAGAAAUCAUUGAAAUACUCUCUGUUAUCAUCUCAGAAAUAUCAUCCAAAGAAAGAAAGUUUAAAGGCCUAAGAAAGCAAGUUUCAGCAAGUGAGUUGUUUGAGUCAAAAAUUAUAUCCAAGGAACUUUUUAGCCAAAUAAUACACGGUGAAGUAACUGAGGAAAAUGUGGCCAAAAUGGAAUCCAUUCAGAAGUACCUCGGAGCUACAAACUGUAUAGCUGGUGUAAGAGUUGAAUCUUCAAAAGAAGUCAUCAGCAUCUAUGAAGCCAAAAGGCGAAACCUUCUGACCCCUGGUACCUCUCUGGUCCUGCUUGAAGCCCAAGCUGCCACUGGAUUUGUCAUUGACCCAGUAAAGAAUAAGAAACUGUCUGUGGAGGAAGCUGCAGCUCAAGGAGUGGUUGGCAGUGAGUGGAAGGAGAAACUGCUUUCAGCAGAAAGAGCCGUUACAGGAUACAAAGACCCCUACACUGGAAACACAAUCUCUCUGUUCCAAGCCUUGAAGAAAGACCUCAUUGUGAAGGAUCAUGGUAUCCGUCUUCUUGAAGCCCAAAUCGCAACAGGAGGAAUAAUUGAUCCGGUCCACAGUCACAGAGUACCUGUACAAGUAGCAUACCAAAGAGGUUACUUUGAUGAAGAUAUGAACCAGGUUUUAUCUGACCCAGGUGACGACACCAAAGGUUUUUUUGACCCAAACACUCAAGAAAACCUCACCUACCUUCAACUGAUUGAGAGGUGCUUCACAGAU
Messenger RNA from Austrofundulus limnaeus, 5236 nucleotides. RefSeq names its product epiplakin 1 (gene eppk1). Lineage: Eukaryota; Metazoa; Chordata; Actinopteri; Cyprinodontiformes; Rivulidae. Gene Ontology annotation, cellular component: cytoskeleton; sarcolemma; perinuclear region of cytoplasm. Gene Ontology annotation, molecular function: structural constituent of cytoskeleton; structural constituent of muscle; cadherin binding. Gene Ontology annotation, biological process: wound healing; intermediate filament cytoskeleton organization; hemidesmosome assembly. The record is from RefSeq and is a predicted model, not a curated record.